Molecule: messenger RNA, 5040 nt
Organism: Babesia bigemina
Lineage: Eukaryota; Apicomplexa; Aconoidasida; Piroplasmida; Babesiidae
Exons: 2
Coding region: 1-5040 (1679 amino acids)
Source: RefSeq, a predicted model, not a curated record
AUGGGAUUUUUGAGUGGUGUGCUUGAAGCGGUGAAAGAUGAAAAUGAAGUUGAAACAUAUGAUAAAAAUGAUGAUCUUAAACUUGAAAAAGUACUAGACACCUUAACUAAAAAAAUUGGCUCCGGGCGUGCUGGGCUUGCGGCGUCUGUCGGCGCGGUGAAGGGGUGGUUGGAGGGGUAUGAGAGGGAGGUGGAGGAGAAAACAAAAACCAUAUUAAGUUGCGUUAGUGUCAUAAAAAAUAGUGUCGAAUCAAAUUUUAAUAAGAUUUCACAGCCUAAGAAUAACAAUGCUAAACCAAAUGAAUUUGUUGCCCUUGCCGAAGUUACGAACCACCUCAAGCAAUGCAUUGACACAGCUAUGAAAGGUACGGCUGCAGUUCUGGACGUCGAUAACUAUGGACUGAGGUCUUUGGAUCUGGACCUUCGUAAGAAGCUUAGAGAGCCAUUAAUGAAAGUUAAGCAUGAAGUUCAACGCUUUGGUAUGUCGUCGGAUAAAGACUUAUUGCAACUUGAGGAGAUGAAGAAAAACGUUAAUAAUACACUUGAAAUGUUGAAAACUACUUUGAAGCAGAGAAUUAAAUAUGAAGUGGCAUGCCUAGUGGGUACACUAAAACAGAAAGUUUGCGAUUUGAAAAAGCAGUUGAAAACCAUCAACGCGAAGUUGGCUAUCUAUGCAAGAAACAUGUACACAUGGAUCACGGAUGCGGAAAAAAUUGUUGGUGCAGUAAUAUACGAUGCGAAGGGAAUUGAGGACCAAGAUAUCGGAAAAAAUAUUCAGAAUGCGACAACCGCGACUGCAGAUUUUGUAGAAUCAUGGCAAUCGAAGUUGUCGAAACACUUCACUGAAGUUGUAGAAAAAGCACAGAAAGUUGAAAGUGUAGUGUCGCAAAUUGAUGCUCAGCUCAAAAAGGAUUUGGAGAGGAUGGAAGGUGCGAUUUUUGACCCUCUCAGUAGCAUUAAAACUCGUUCGCAAGCGUUAGAAUCGAAAUUUAAAGCAACCAAAAGUGCGAUAGAGAAAGCGAUUAAAAAAGUAGAGGGAGACAUCGCGCAACUUCAAAGUCUCGCAAAAUUUGAGGAUAUUGAUUCUUCACUUGGAGAUAAAACUAGGUUACUUAAAGCCAUCGGUGAUACAAGUAGCAAUUCAUUUGACACUCUAAAAGACUAUUUUUCGAAUAUUACCACCAAACUAAUGAUGCCGUUGAAGGAAGCUAUGGCAAGGAUAGGUGAAGGAGUUGGAAGGGUUGGUAAUAAGGUUAAAAAAGAUGAGUUCAACAGUGCAUUUGCGCCUCUUAGAUCUCAUAUAUUAGCUCCACUUCAAGAACUUCAGAAUGUUAUUAGUGGUGCUGCUAUGUCGUUUGAUAUCACUAAGGUUAGUAUCGAUGGUAUAGACAUGACAAGUAUACCUAAACUUACAGCCAGCAUCGGUCCCAAUAUAAGCAGUAUUCAAAAAUUGCUACCAAAGCUAAGAGGCCAUUCUAACUUGAUAACGCAAGAAGACUUACAAAAUUUUGUUCGGGAUCUCGGAAAGAUCCCUCAAGCCGUGUCAGAGCACUCCCAUAAGAUUGUGGAAACAGUAAUGACCACGGUGAAGAAUGAAGUACAAAAGGAAAUUGGAGAGGUGGUUACUGAAAUUGACAAAAGUGUCAAAGAUUGCAAAACGCUCGUCACGCAUUUGGGUGGCAAGGUCACACUCAAGAAAAUCAAAAUUGACGGAGAAGCAGUCUUAAGCGUUCAGAAGUUAUUGACUGAUUACCAUGACCAAAUAGAUAGAAAGCUUGAGGAGAUGAAGGAUACGCUCACCAAAAAAACCUUUAAGAAAAUGACGAGUGGUGGUAUUAACGGCAUAGAUGUCUCCCAAACAUUGACAACGUACCAUAGCUACAAAAACGAAACCCUCAAGCCAGCCGUCGACGCCGCACACAGCAAAGCGUCUGAAUUAGUCGCCCCCGAAAUCGACGCUGUAUUUAGCAACUUGUCUUCUAGAAUUAAAGAAAAUCUCGAUGCACUAUUGAAAGCCUUCGCAGAUACCGGCAAAAACAUCAAGAAUAAUAUGGAGAAUCUAAAAAAAUAUAUAUCUAAAGGUGAUGAUCGAAUUGGCCUUCAACAAAUUCAUAAAAACAUCUGUGAUACGAUAGAAAAUGAGUUAGCGACAGCAAUUAGACACGCCAACGCUUUCAUUUGCACAGACGCGGAUAAGUGUCAAGAAAAUUGCUUAGACGCACUCAAUGAGUUUUUCGACUGCGAAAUACAAAAGGCCCAAGACAACAUAAUCGCCCAAGCCGAGAAGCAGUACGUCGAUUCCCGCAUCCACGGCAUGAGCAUUCUUAACAACGUGGUUGAGAAGCAGUACGAGAAGAUUGUAUUUGUCAUCGGCUAUAAUAAAGCAAAUGGUGUUAAAGGUAUGUUCAACAUAUUGAAAGAUAAAUUGAUCGUCGAAGUUGGCGAAAUGAAAGACACCAAUCCGUCUCCACCGCAAUCAUCAAGCAGGGCUAAGCAGAAAUCUCCACUCAGCGAAGCCAGCAAACUAUUAAACAAGGGAAUCAUGAGCCUCGUGGGAGCGAUGGAGGAACAAAGGAAAGAAUUUGCUGAGUGGCCCGCUGAAUUUGCUGACCGUAGCAUAAUGUUCCCUGACUCCUCUACGUACGUGGAACUAUUUGCAACUAUGGACACCGUGCUCACUGGGAUUAUGGAUUCUAAUCACUUCGACCACAAAUUCACCGAUAACCUCCAAUCCCUCACCGCCGCCCUGUCCGCCUUCGCUCCCACCAAAUUCGGCGAACGUUCCAGUCCCAUCCUCCAGGCGUUCAAGGACGGCAUCAGCGGUUUGGCAAGGGAGCUUGACAAAUCCUAUGUCAGCACUUACUGCUGCCAACCCUUCGUCGCCACCUUGGUAGAACCUGAAAUCUCUACGGAGGCUGUGUGUCUCACAACGUUAAGCAUGUUCUUCCAUGAAUUGUAUUACCUGUUCUACCACUGCACUACCAAGUGGCAGGGAUACACAAUCGAUGGUAAAGACGGCAAGAACGAUUUGAAAGAUUUUCUGUUGAAAUCCGGUUAUGAGAUUUACAAUCUUAUAAAUAAGGAUCACGACGCUAGGAACGUUGCCUUACGUCUGAGUAGAGGCUUCAAUCAGAAAGGUGAAUUUGACAAAGCUCCCGAUUCAAAGCUUACCUUCGAAAGAUACUUUACGUCAAUUAGUAAAUUCCAAAAUGUAGUGUCGAAGCUUUUCGGACACCUGGAAACGUAUCUCUGUGUCACUCACCUACGCCAUCUUGACGGUGCAAAGGCGCCUCGCAACAUAUAUCAGAUGCUUCAAUGGUGUUGUGGGCUUCGAUAUAAUCCUAUGUAUGAAGGCGUAUGCGAAUACAUCCGAGAAUUAUUCCCCAAAGUCGAAAAAGGUAAAAAUGAACAGUAUUCCAACGUUCAUCCUGUUCUGCUGAAGCAACCUGCCACCCAGGACUUUAAUGCUCAAGACGUAUACUACAACCUUCAAGACGUCUGCAAACAAACUGAAACUGUGUUGAUCGCCAUACAGGGCCACGGCCACGCGGCUGGCCGGUACGCGGUUGACUUCAGCACUAAUGAGGACAAGCUAUUAUAUCCAAACAAGCCAUCGCAGUGCUUCGAUCAGCUCUUCGCAAUAUUAUGUAGGCUUCACCAGCAACUGUACUUCUUAUGUUCACAGGUCCACAACGGCACUGAAAGCAGCGGAUGGCGUGACUGCUGGUAUGGCAGAUACGUUGGUGGUUCGGCAUGGGACUGCAAUACCCAUCAAUGUGCUGACCAAAAGUGCAACCAAACACGUAACCAAAUACAUGACCAAAACGGUGACCAACACCCUAGUUGCGGUUUGAAAUCGCCGCUUCAGUCCUUCCUCGAAGAUGGUCUGCCAGCGUUCCUGCCUCAUUCAAUUGGCAAUAUUGGUUGUAGAAUAACCUGUAACAUGAGUAACCACUUCGGCAAACCAUGCAAAACGCCGAUGGGCUUUACCGAUAUUACCACCGUCGCAUCGCAUACCAUGAAAGGUGAGCAUCUCAAAGCCGUUCUACGACAUUUCUGCGGCUAUCAAGUUUCCGCCCUCAGCAAGCUGUGCGCUCAACUUAAUUGUCUUCUUGCCACCACACCGAAGACUUUGGAUGAUUUGUUCAGUUUCUUCUUCAAUUUCCUGUAUCACUGGAAUCACAGAGGGCAAGAGCACAAGAAAGAAGCAUUUAAUAAAGCAAUCAACAAGGCAUAUUUCGAGAAUCCCUAUGACCUUAAUCCCACUACCAUUCUUAACAGUAGCCAUCAUCACGACAGAUCCGGAAAUAAUAAUCAUCUUACUGGCGAUCUAUUUAGCCUUGUCUAUUGCAAUUAUGCAACCGAUGCAUCAGUGCGACCGUGUGGUUACUAUUUGAAACCACUUAGUGAGGACAUCAGCUGUAUAUUUUCCUAUAGAAAUGCCGACAAAUAUCUUUCUUGGGUUGUAUACCUUACCGAAACCUUCUAUAAUCUUCUUCACCAAUUGUGGAAGGAAUGUUGCGACAACUGUACGUCGCCUGGAUCCAAAUGCCAUGGUAAAGUUUGUAUCGAGAAUUGUCCAUUAAGCAAUGAGAAGCCACAAAGCAGCGACAACCAUGACCCAGGCUGCAAAUCCAUAGUGCAGUGCCCUGCUACUCGUCCUACAUUAUCGAAAUAUGGAUUUACAUUAUAUAGUCCACACAAGCUUACUGGCGCGGGGACGUUUGCAAAUCAGAAAAGAACAUGCAAAGAUUUCUGCGACGCACUGAAAAUCAUAGUUGGCGAAAAUUCAGUACUCAUCGAUUUACGACAGCGGAUCGACAACUUCAUUUGGACCAUCAGAGAACCGUUCACCUAUCUCGUCCUGGCACUUUGGUCGCUAUCUCUCUUCUACCUCCUCUGCGUAAUGGUUGGCAGACUGGAUGUGCUCCACAUACGCUCACACCUGAGGAUACCGUCGUCGCACAAGAUAACAGCGCAAUCAUUGUUGGCAGCAGCGCAAGUCGGAAGGCUUGCCAAGAUAUCGUACCUGCAACCGUGA